UUUUGUGUUGUUUCAGUGAUGUCGGAGGCAUCGUGCUCCGGUUUUGAACCACAAACCUAUCUGAGAGAUCGUUGCAAGAAAUGCUUCCGCCUGAGAUCGAAGCACGAUGAAACGGAGACAAAGCAGCCAUCCACUGAUCAUCCAUCAAGUCCUACCUCCUCCAUCAGUUCAAAUUCGGCCAGAGAUCGUAAUCGAGAGAAACGAAGAUCAUGGCGUGACAAAAUGUCGACAGGACAAGAUAACGGCGGUCCAGAACACGUUGCCGAAGCUAGCAAUGACGACGAUACCACGUCGUGUACAUCCUACAAAUCCGCAAAUUCGAAGGGUCUUUCGAGUGCAAAAUCAUUGGAGAGUAUCACGUCGAAUCAGGAUUCACGUAGCAUGAUCACAGCAUUAUCGGAAAGUAUUGAAGAUGACGAACGAGCGAUCACUCCCACUGAACCUGAUUUGACGGAUGCGUCACUGAUGAAGGAAGAAAUCGCACAUUUGAAAGAAGAAGUUUCAAAGUUGAAGCAGGAAAAGGAAAAUUGGAAUGCGAGAAGGAAAAAAUUGGACAAUGACGGUGAGGAAAGUUUAAUAGAGCUAUUAGAAGAAAGGCUUUCGGAAGCUGAAAAUUGCAUUCAGGAUUAUCGUGAUGAGAACACCGUUCUGAAGUGUGAACUUCAUGCAGUUCAGGACGGCUCUGAAGUGAGUAGAGUAACGGAAAAAUUGAAAGCUGCCGAGUCAUUGUGCGAAGAAUUAAUGGAAGAAAAUGAAGCUCUGAAAGCAGAUGUCAAGGAUCUUCAACAAGAAAUCGAGGAAAUGCAGGAUCAAUAUCGAGAAGAAGAAAUUGAAGAGUUUCGGGAACUGCAACGAGAACUGGAACAGAACGCCAAAAACUGCCGUAUUCUACAGUUCAAAUUACGAAAAUCUGAACGCAUACGCGAUCAGCUCGAAACCGAAAAGCAGCACCUUGAAGCGAAAGUUAAUGAUCUUUUGCAAGUAUCGGCCGGUGAAGAAGAUCCCACUGAUGGAGGAUCGACGAAACCGGCCGAUCCGAUCCGUGUCAGAGAACUCGAAUCUGAGCUGCGCAUAGCGAAAGAAGUAUCCGUCAGAUUACACAAUGAACUUGAGGGUGCUGAGGAAAAACGCUACAAACUUGAGGUAAGCGUUACGUUCGAAAGAUGUGAUCGAAAUCAAAUCAUAUGUUUUCAGCUGAAACUCAUUAGCAACAAUUUUAAGGAUGAAGUGUUCUAUUUGAAAGAGAAAUGUCGUGAACUUCAAACUCAAACAAAAUGGAGAGAGGCGAGAAAUAAAGCUGAACAGCAAGCAAAACGACUAAGUGCCGAACUCUCAUUGUCACUCAAUGAUGCAAGUCUUGGCAAAGAGAUGCGAGAUAUCCUUGAACGAGAAGCGGAUCUCAGGGAUCAACUGAAGUUUGCUGAAGAGGAUCUGAAGCGAACACAACUAAGGCUACAGGAUGUUGAGAAUGAGAACGAAGAAUUGGUGAGGAAAUUGACGCGCUAUAGCACCAAUAAACGACCGCCAAUGGUACGCUCUGUCAGCGAAGGGCACGCACAGAUUCAGUUGGAACUAGCCGAGCACGAAGUAGAGCACCUGUCCACAAAAGUAGAUCGCCUCGAAAAAAAGAAUGUCCAUUUGGCAAAAAAAAUUUUGGAAAUGGAGAUGGAUUCAAAGAAAAACUUCCACGAAGGAGUACAAGAUGCUGGUGGAAAUAAGGUUACUCAUUUUCUAAUCACUGAAAUUCCCUUUUCUGAUGCUGCACCCGAAAUGCAACGUGAUACUGGCAAAUUGAUGGCUACGAUCUCAGAGUUGGAACGCAAAAAUAUGGAACUGACCGUACAAUUGAAACGUCAAGCUGAAACGCUCUCAUCAGCAUCUGAUGAUGAAUCAGUGCAUACAGAAUUAAGGAUCGAAAAAGAACGCUCAAAGCUAAUCGAGAAUGAAUUGAAUGAGUUGAAAAAUCUUUUACUUCUAUCGGAUGAUCAAAAGUUGAUCGCUAUGACAUCCAAGGUGGAUGUGUUGAAUAAUCAGUUGGCACUUGCGAACGAUCGCUAUGAUAGCAUCCAUCGUAAGGUCACUAAAGAAGGCACGGAUGAUGCUGCAUACGCGGAGGCAUUAAAAGAGAAAUGUGAGCAGUUGGAGAGGGAGUUAAGUGAGUGCAGGACAAAAGCAACGCUUGUUGAAGUUCAAGGCGGAACGGCAACCACAGACGAGGUGAGGAGGCGUAAUCGAUCGCUUUAUACGUUCGAUCCGUUCGGAUCAUUGUUGAUCUUGGAUAUUGUGAUUCUCAUUUCCACUGUUCUUGUGUUCUUAAAGAUUGAGCAAUGCUGUGAGGUACUGGCUUCGGUCGAAACGCAAACAAAUCGAAUUUGUAAACAGAUCGAAAAAAUUGACCAUGCACAAAAAGAUGAACGGCGUCGAUCACUGUCCAAAGAUAACAGUGUCACAAUCAUCGCUGAACUUGCGAGUGUUAUCAAUGAGUUGAACAACGUCCAUCAACUGCUUGAAGCACACAAGUUGAAUAAUCCGAAUCUCAUUCGUAAAUCGCCAUUGAAAGAUUCACAUAAGAAGACUGAAAUCGUCGAGUGUGAUAAAUGCAAAGAGAACGAAGCGUUCAUUGAAUCGCAGCGCGAUGAAAUCAUCUUCUAUAAGAAAAAGAAUAAGGAUCUCACGAAUCAGGUGCUGCAAACCGAGGAUCGAUGGACAGUUGAGAUCGAGAAGCAACGUCAAAGCUUCGAACUAGAGAUCAAAAAUCUCACCACUAAACUGACAAAUGCUGAAAAAUGUGUGGAUGAACAGAAACAGAUGAUCGAGUCGAAGUCUGUUGGUCUUGCCGAAAAGGCACGCAUGUUGGAGGAGCGUGACGAGAAAUGUGAACGAUUGAAAGUGGAAUUGCAAAAACUCAAGAAAGAAAUUCAGGAAAUUGAAGCAGAUCAUAAAUCUGCAAGGGAAUACGAAAUCAAGUACAAGAAGUUGGAAUCGUUAUACGAUAAAGAACGUGAGAAAUUCGCCCAGGAACGUGCGAAGUCAAAAACUGAUAUGGCUGCAUUGAAGAAGAAAUCCGAUGAUGCCACUAUCGAUUUAGAAAAACUCCGAACGGAUCACUCAAACAAGGAGAAAGUUUGGAAUGACGAGAAAGAAAGGCUUGAAAGCGAAAAUUCAAAUCUACGAGACAAACUGAAAACUGGAAGCAUGCUGAACGCAAGAGAUGAACCAAUUUAUGCGACAAUACCCGUCAAGGUACCACCAGAAUUGAAGAAAAACGAUAGUACGAGUUCGAGUGUUGCGGAUCUGCGUAGCGAAAUCGCUCGCCUUGAGAAAACGAACACGGAUCAAGCGAUUGAAUUGGGAAAUCUGAAGCUGCAAAAUGAGGAACUACAAUCAGAGCUGUCGAAAUCGCAACAGACCUGGACAAGAGAGAAGGACAAUUUACAACAUAAAGUUCGAACUGACCAAAAGAUUCGCCAUGUCGAAUUUGAUGCUCUGCAGCAGAAAUUCGAGAGUCGAAUGAAAAUCAUGGAAGAAACAAACAAAUCGCUACAUUCCCAGCUAGUGCAAGCAAGACGAGAACGAGAUUACAAUCGUGAGCAGUUGUGCACAUUCGAAAGGAAGGUGGCCGAAGAACAUCAACGAAUGGAGAAAGAUACGAAACGACAAACGGACUUAUCGCAGAAAUCUGUUAAUAUGGCCAAGCAAAUUGUUUUGUUGGAAGCUGAAGUGAAACGUAUUAGCACUGAACUGAAACUGACCCGAGAUGCGCAUGACGCAGAUAAGGCACUAUGGACUGUUCAACGCUCACACAUGACCACCGUUCAGCAGUCUCAACCUCAAGUCAACAUUUUCACUAAUCAACGACCCGUCACACCUGAAAUAAAGCAGUCUUCCACUGAGAACGAGUCACAACCUGAGGUUCGCCAGCUGCAUGCCAAAUACUCGCAAUUCACCGAAACUGCGAUAAAGGCAGCAGAGAAUGUGCAGAAGCAGUAUGUGGAAUAUCAAAAAUUCUAUACGAAGGAAGUGGGAAGGUUGAACAACCGAAUCAAGGAGUUAACCAACGAAUCAAUCAUGCAACAAAACGAAUCACGCAGAGAAAUUAAAGAGCUGCGUGAACAAAUCAAAGUUCUGGAAAUAAGUCAACGUAAUCUGAUCGAAGCUCGAGAUAUGCAGAGUGGAGUUAAGGAGAACCUAGAAGCUGAGGUUGAGAAACUUCAAGAGACGGUCCAUCGAUCUGAGGUUCAGCGCUUGACGCGAAAGUACAAACUCUGCUCAUUGAUAGACCAGCUCCAAAAGGUUUCUGAACCGACAUACAAGGCGUCCAGACAUGAGCCAGACAUUCCAGAAAUGUUGCGAAUCAUACUCUCACAAAUGAGAACGAUCAGGGAUGAGGACAUCACAACCGCAUGGAAUACGAACAAAGCGAUCAUAACAACGACCUCAUCUGGUAUCGAGAACAGUUCAACGUGGGAAUUCCGUCGGAACGAGGUGUCGGCUCGUGCUCAAUCGCCCGUUAAGAAGAUAGCAGCUUAUCCGGAUCCUCCGCCCAACUUCAUGAUAAAUAAGGAGAUGUCAGUGGAAUACGAUAAGGAGGGUCGUCUGCAUUACAUCCCGAAAAGUAUCUCGCGUUCGUCGUCCUAUGAUCAGCAUUUGGCAGCAGAGGAAGGAGGCGAUACCACAGACGACGAUGAUGGUAUGCUGAAGCCACUACAUUCAAGAACAAGCAGUACAGGAACGAAUAUCCUUUACAAGAUUCGUCGCGAAGAGCUGGCUCGUGGAGGACAGCCAUCGGUGCGUCUUAUGGCGAAAGCAUUCGACUCCAUAGAUGCGACAGUGCCUAACGUUAAACCACAAAACGGCGGAAAACGCUCACUGUUCAGCAUUCGUAAAUCACGUUCGGUUGAAACGACCGAAACCGGACGUAAUAUUGGUGCUGCAGCCAAAAAUCUGCUAACUCCAGCCGCUCCAUCGCCGAUGGCUGUAACUGUUCUCGGACGGAAAACAUCACUAAGUGAAAUCGAAGAGCUGAUGGGUAGCCAAUCGCCUUACGGCGCGACGUUGCCACGUUCUGGACGAAAUCCUCUCAAGAAUAUGGGUAAACCUGCGGAAGUUUUCAAUUCUUAUCCAAUUGGUCGUACCAAAUUGGUGGAACGUGUCAGACGUAGUUUGAGUAGAUCGAGUACUGGUCGAAAUGCGCAAAGUGAGAGCGAAACUGGAUCCGCAAAGGGUGGAUCACGUCAAACACUCAACGAUAUCGCCAAUGACAUAUCGCAAGCGAGUAACAUCACACAAAUUUCAUCAACUUCAUCAAAAGCAUCAAAAUUGAAACACGUUCCGAUUCCAGUGCCGUCGUCUAAUGCAAGUUCGGCUUCAGCAGCUUCCACGCCUGCAGUUACGCCGAAGAGGACGUUGAAAAAGAAAGUUAAGAAAGCGCUCACGACAAGUUUAGCGGAUGUCGGUGCGAAGACGUCAUCUGCUAGGACAAAAACUUGA
This is a messenger RNA of Anisakis simplex (herring worm), 5490 nucleotides long. The record is from the annotation of a GenBank genome assembly. Lineage: Eukaryota; Metazoa; Nematoda; Chromadorea; Rhabditida; Anisakidae.